AUAUAAACAUAUUGUGUGCGCACGCAUAGUUUUCAUUGAAUAUAGCGCCUACUCCUCGCUUUUUGUCACGUGACCAUUUUAGUUUGUUCAAAUUCGAGUCCAAGGACAAGCGGUGUUGAAACUAACCUCGUAUGCUUCUAUGUACCUCCACGAUAAAACUAAUGAUAAAAUUUGUGCAUCUUGAUUCAUCUUGAUUUAUAUCUUUUUAUUCCGGUAAAUCGUGAUGAAUCGGCAAACUGUCCUGAAACUUUAUAAGGAUAUUCUGAGAUAUGGGGAAGCUUUGAGAUUCACGAAUAAGGGAUAUUUUCGACACAGAGUACGAAUGGCCUUUAAGAAUAAUAAAGAUUUGACCGACGAAGCGAUGAUAGAUUUUCAUUUAAAGAAAGGUAUAAAAUUUUUGGAAGCCAAAAGAGUGAUAUGAGUCGUGUUUUGUAACAUAACAAGAGACCAGUAUAAAAAUAUAGUCUUUAUUCAUUAGUGGAUUUUGUUCUUCAUGAAACACACUACUUAUACAUCUUAUAGAGAGAAUCAUGCUUGCGACAUUCUUAUCAAUGUGUCAAAAG
This is a messenger RNA of Camponotus floridanus (Florida carpenter ant), 563 nucleotides long. RefSeq lists its product as uncharacterized. The record is from RefSeq and is a predicted model, not a curated record. The transcript is spliced from 2 exons. The coding region runs from base 224 to 421 and encodes 65 amino acids. NCBI's taxonomy places the organism in Eukaryota, Metazoa, Arthropoda, Insecta, Hymenoptera, Formicidae.